Populus trichocarpa (black cottonwood) is the source of this 1233-nucleotide messenger RNA. RefSeq names its product cyclin-dependent protein kinase inhibitor SMR11. NCBI's taxonomy places the organism in Eukaryota, Viridiplantae, Streptophyta, Magnoliopsida, Malpighiales, Salicaceae. The transcript has 2 exons. The record is from RefSeq and is a predicted model, not a curated record. The coding region runs from base 231 to 875 and encodes 214 amino acids.
CCAAACUCAACCCCUGCUUGUGUUUUCAUAGAUUAGACAAAGCCCUAGGAACGCGAAAACGACUGACUCGGUGAAGCUGUAAAAACUUCUUUAAAAAAAAAAAAAAAAAGCUUGCCGUUUUCCUACUUUCCUCCUCUUCAAACUGCUACACUCCCUCCCCCUCUCGCCGCCGCCUCCGGUGCUACAAAAAUUCACACAAUUUCCUCUUUCAAUCGAACUCAGAUAUUCUCAUGGAUUCUGAAUCUUGUACGGACAAAACAAACAAAACCCAAGAUGAGCAAGCUAACAAGGCCAAUGUUGAGCCAUCUCUAGGUCCAAUCACUCCUGAUUCCAGCAAAGAGAGUGGGGAUAUUCCACUCUUUUCAGUCACUUUAGUUAAAAAACUGCCCAAAGUUCUCUCCUUCACUUCUAAAACCAACAGAAAUGAGGACCUUUUUGACAAUUUUAGCAGCCCGCGAACACCCCAAGAUGGUGUUUUUGACCCAUUCGCUCCGAGUCAUGAAGACAACGCCUUGGCUCCUCAGUGUAAGAAAUACUACGAUGAAGCUAGGGCCAGUGUUGCAUGCCGGCUUAAUUUUACUUCUUCCCUUAGAGCCUUCAGAAAUGGGAGUUUUGGUGAUGAUGUGGAGUUCUUAUCGGAUGAAGAGAUGUUUGAAUCUGUGUAUGAAAGUCUUUUGGAAGCUAUUGUUUUGAAGCAAACUGAAGGUGCUCUUGAAGAAAUGUCAAAAUUGGAAUGCGGUUCUGAUGAUUGCACAACACCUCCUGCAGCUCCUAAACUAACCAGAGUUCCUGAUACUUGUCCCGGCGCUCCUCUGAAGCAAAAAGGUAAAUCGAGGAUUAUUGAUUUGGGAUUAUGCAGAAAGCUUGAAUUCUAAAAGUGAUUCAAUUGUGCUUAUCUGAUCUGCUGAUGGUAGGAUGCUGCGCCGCCAACUAAUUUUAUAAGAAUUCAUUUUGUAUUUUGUAUGAAAGCUGUUAACAUAUGUGCCUCUAAGUCAUAACUUGUGGUCUAUACAGAUAUUAUUUAACUAGGGAUGAUUUCCUCUGACCAAGAUCACAGUGUAGUAGUAGCAUUGUAUAGGAAUUCUUGACGCUCAUUUACUUUUGGAAAUUAGCAACUGUUCUUUACUUAGACAGCAGCAAGUGCACUUCUUUAUAUUAUUUCUCUACCCAUGGAGGUACAUUACAUGUAUCUCAUUAUGUGGCUUGUUGAGUUAAUAAAAAUGAAUGCCUUCA